GUGAGAACUACGGACGUUGUGUGACAAGUGUUGACAGUAGUUUUGAUAUUUCCCCCGUUUCUACGUUGAACAUGGCGUUUAAAAUACGGGCUGCAACUAAAGAAGACUGUAAAGAAAUAUUCCGAAUGAUAACGGAGUUAGCAGUUUUUGAAAAAAUGCCAGACCAAGUGAAAAUAUCGCAUGAAGAACUGGAGAGCAGUGGUUUCUGUGAGAAUCCACUGUUUGGGUGCCUCGUGGCAGAAGUACCUGAGGAGCAUAAAUCCAAAGAAGGAUUCACAGUUGUCGGAUAUGGACUUUACUUUUACACUUACAGUACCUGGAGGGGGCGGGCAUUACAUUUGGAGGAUCUGUAUGUGAUGCCAGAAUUCCGAGGACGUGGCAUAGGCAUAAGUAUACUGAGCAAAGUUGCUGAGGUGGCGAAAAAGAUGCAGUGUGCACGCUUGCAGUUGUCUGUGUUGAACUGGAAUACUCCUUCUCGAGAUUUCUAUGCUGCUAAAGGAGCUCAGGACCUCACUGCCGCUGAAGGCUGGCACUUAAUACGAUUUGACGGACAAAGCCUUGAUAACUUAGCAAAUGAUGCACCUAAAGAUUAGUGUUUUUUCUUGAAUGGGUUUCAGUGGCAUACUGCCGGUCACUGGGGUCAUGGAGCUGAAUCAUUGCCAAAACCAAGAAUAUAAUGUUUAACAAAAUGUCCAGCGAUUCACAAAGUGACCUUGUGGACUUUGUAAAUAUAAACUAUCAUUCAUAAACAAAUGCAUUUUUGUUUUUCAAAGAUAAAACUUACAUGAGAGACAAACAACAUUUCAAAAAACAUUUCCUGCAAGUGCUUGAAACUAUUAUUAUCUAUAUAUGAAAGAAAUGAAUGCUUUAGUUUGUGAAUGGUGUUUUAUAUUUGCAAAGAACAGCGUUCUCUGUUCUCUGUGAAUUAUUGGUUAUUUGUAAAACAUGGUCUGUUCGUAAUUUAGCUCCACUGGGUGAUCAAUGUUGUGUCCAGUUUCAUCCAUGAAUAUAUCAUGAUAUACUGUAUAGACCUAUAUAUUUCAAAUAAAAAAGCUUUAGAUUGCUUUCUAAUUGGACUAUUUAUUAUCACACAAAUCUUUGUUCUAAAUCAAAAAUUCCACUUGGAUCCAGCUGGGUUUUAUUGUAUGGUUGUUUUUGGUCCUUCCUAUGUAGGAAAUGUCACAAAUAGAUUCACUAGUGAUUUGUUGUAGUUAAAAAUCAUACUUACUUAGUGUUUUUUUUAAAUUUGAGUAGAAAUACACACAAGAUGUGACAUUAUUUGCCAGCAUAUUUUGCCUCUUGAUGUUUAAAUGGAAAUGGACUUUGACAGGCUUCUCAAGUGCAGUUAAAUCCCAGAUGUGUUAUGAUUUCUUUCCAGCAGGUGGCACACUUUUUUUUAUGAUACACAUUUUGAUUCAGCAUGAUCUAGACUGUGAUUAGUCUGUGAUGAGCAAUAUACGGUAGUGUAGACAAGGGAAAGCUGGAUUUACUUAAAUGUUAAUUAAAAAUUAGUUAAAUUAAUUAAUAUCAAUGUUACUGCAUACUGGGAAAUGUAAAUGGUCUUAAACUUCACGUUAAAUUCCCUGAUGGUAAAUUAAGUUAAAGGAAAGGAUGACAUGCAACAACCUUUGUAACCCAAAACUCCUUUAUUGAAACAUCUCUAGUCAUCCCUUUCUAAUCUGUAGUGCAAACCGUUUGUGAAAAUGACUCACAAAGUCACCCAUAUGAAAACCCCUGUGACAUUACAUUUGAAUUACAAGCGUAUAAAAAAGAUAAUAAUGUACAGAACUUA
This is a messenger RNA of Solea senegalensis (Senegalese sole), 1792 nucleotides long. It is a transcript of the gene sat2b, whose product is annotated as spermidine/spermine N1-acetyltransferase family member 2b. The record is from RefSeq and is a predicted model, not a curated record. The coding region runs from base 72 to 593 and encodes 173 amino acids. Gene Ontology annotation, molecular function: N-acetyltransferase activity. The transcript is spliced from 6 exons. Lineage: Eukaryota; Metazoa; Chordata; Actinopteri; Pleuronectiformes; Soleidae.